This is a messenger RNA of Loxodonta africana (African savanna elephant), 11814 nucleotides long. RefSeq names its product G protein-coupled receptor 161 (gene GPR161). The transcript is spliced from 5 exons. Lineage: Eukaryota; Metazoa; Chordata; Mammalia; Proboscidea; Elephantidae. The record is from RefSeq and is a predicted model, not a curated record. The coding region runs from base 339 to 1928 and encodes 529 amino acids. Gene Ontology annotation, molecular function: G protein-coupled receptor activity. Gene Ontology annotation, cellular component: recycling endosome; plasma membrane. Gene Ontology annotation, biological process: G protein-coupled receptor signaling pathway.
GUAAUUCUUCAGCACGGUAAAGGUUUGGAACUACUGGCCUCAGGAAAAGGGGUAGGGUGGUUUAGAUGGGAGGAAGAGAUUUUUGCUCACAGGGGUGCUGUGAAUCGUGCCUAGAGCUGGUUGCAGAAAAUAGUCCACUGUAUGAAGCCUGGGUGAGAAGACUGGCUGAGUGUUGCUGGCCUAGGUGGAUGACCUGGGGCGCGCUAACAAACCCCUAUCGGCCUCGGUGUCCUCUUGGGGAAAGUGGAGAUGGAAGGAUCUGAUGACUGUCCUGGUCUUGCCUUGUUUCCCCAGUUGUCCAGCAUGUUCUGCCAACCCCACGCAGAAGCACACUGACCAUGAGCCUCAACUCCUCCCUCGGCCACAGGAAGGAGCUGAGCAACCUGACUGUGCUGAAGGGUGGUGAAGGGGACGUCCUUGUCACCGAGUUCAUCGCCAUCAUUGUCAUCACCGUUUUCGUCUGCCUGGGCAACCUAGUUAUUGUGGUCACCUUGUACAAGAAGUCCUACCUCCUCACCCUCAGCAACAAGUUCGUCUUCAGCCUGACCCUGUCUAAUUUCCUGCUGUCUGUGUUGGUGCUGCCUUUUGUAGUGACAAGCUCCAUUCGGAGGGAAUGGAUCUUUGGUGUGGUCUGGUGCAACUUCUCGGCCCUACUCUACCUGCUGAUCAGCUCGGCCAGCAUGCUCACCCUUGGGGUCAUUGCUGUCGACCGCUACUAUGCUGUCCUCUACCCUAUGGUGUACCCCAUGAAGAUCACGGGGAACCGGGCCGUGAUGGCCCUUGUCUACAUCUGGCUUCACUCCCUCAUCGGCUGCCUGCCCCCCUUAUUUGGUUGGUCAUCAGUGGAGUUUGACGAGUUCAAGUGGAUGUGUGUGGCUGCAUGGCACCGGGAGCCUGGCUACACAGCCUUCUGGCAGAUCUGGUGUGCUCUCUUCCCCUUCCUGGUCAUGCUGGUGUGCUAUGGCUUCAUCUUCCGCGUGGCCAGGGUCAAGGCACGCAAGGUGCACUGUGGCACUGUGGUCAUGGUGGAGGAGGACGCCCAGAGGAAUGGGAGGAAAAACUCCAGCACCUCCACCUCCUCCACGGGCAGCAGGAGGAACGCCUUUCAGGGUGUGGUCUACUCGGCCAACCAGUGCAAAGCCCUCAUCACCAUCCUGGUGGUCAUUGGAGCCUUCAUGGUCACUUGGGGCCCCUACAUGUUUGUCAUCACCUCUGAGGCCCUCUGGGGGAAGAACUAUGUCUCCCCGGCCCUGGAGACCUGGGCCACGUGGCUGUCCUUCACUAGCGCCAUCUGCCACCCUCUGAUCUAUGGACUUUGGAACAAGACAGUUCGCAAGGAACUACUGGGCAUGUGCUUUGGGGACCGAUAUUAUCGGGAACCAUUUGUGCAGCGACAGAGGACAUCCAGACUCUUCAGCAUUUCCAACAGGAUCACAGACCUGGGCCUGUCUCCACACCUCACGGCACUCAUGGCUGGUGAACAGCCCCUGGGCCACAGCAGCAGCACCGGGGACACUGGCUUCAGCUGUUCUCAGGACUCAGGAACGGAUUGGAUGCUGCUGGAAGACUACACGUCUGAUGACAACCCACCCUCCCACUGCACUUGCCCACCCAGGAGGAGGAGCUCAGUGACCUUUGAGGAUGAAGUGGAACACACCAAAGAAGCUGCCAAGAACUCUAUUCUUCAUGUGAAAGCCGAAGUGCACAAGUCCUUGGACAGUUAUGCAGCCAGCUUGGCCAAAGCCAUUGAGGCUGAAGCUAAAAUCAACCUGUUUGGGGAGGAGGCUUUGCCAGGGGUCUUGUUGGCCGCACGGACUGUCCUGGGUGCUGGCUUUGGGGGCCGCCGAGGCAGCAGAACUCUCGCAGGCCAGCGGCUCCAGCUGCAGAGCAUUGAAGAAGGGAACAUUUUAACUGAGGAACAAAGAUGAGGCAGCCAGAGCCAGAGCCGGAGGUGGUGCUCUGUGGUGGGAUUCCCACUGUCACCUGUGCUGGAGCCCACACGUCAGUGUGUACCAUGGGCCAUGUGCUGUUCAGAGGGAACGGCAUCUGCUGUGCAGCCAUCAGCGAGAGGACUGGAAUGUGUCUGGAGUCAGUGACCUCAGUGUCUGCUGUCAGACCACACUUGGGCUUUAUUUUCAGAACCAGUGCUGGGACCAGAGGUGUCUAAAGCACAGAGGAAAGCAGGCGGAGGUGUGGUAUUGACUUUUUGGGAGGUAGGGCAUGGGGGGCUGGAGACCACGGGCUUGGAAGGAAAACUGCUGCGUGGAUUGUUUCAUCUUCUUCACACCCUGCUUCCUGGGGCACCCGGCACGUCCUGAGGUUCUCGGGAGCAAAUACUUCCCAGUGCACUGUGGAGGACCACGUGUCUUCCUAACAAAGCCAGAGCAUCCCUGGGCUUCCGUGUGGUUGACGCAGGCAGUGUGGGGUCUUUACCCCUAGACUAAAUGGUCCCCAGAGAGAGAAUGCAGGAGGAGAGCACCCAAGCUGGAGUUCCCCACCUCGUCUCCUGGUUCCAGUCUUGCCUUCAGUGGAGUCCCCUGCUGGUGUUUGUCAGGGCAGCUCACAGGCCACAGGGCAGAGGAGGACGGGGCCCAGCCCACCCACUCCCUAAGGACAGAUACUUCGGUGUUUCGCAGAAGGGAGAAACCACUAUAACAGGAGGAAGGGGCGGGUACCAGGCGUUUCAUUUUCAGAAUUAAAAAAAAAAAUCCAUUUGAUUAGGACACAUCCCUGCCUUACUGAGCCAGAAUGGGGCUGGUGCCAGGCACAGCCCAGAAACAGAGAUGUUGUUAUUGGAGGGAAGCCCUUUCCCAUAGGAAAGACUCGUGGAAUAGAUGCUGUUUGUGAUGUUAUAUGUGACCAAAUAGAGUAGUUGGCUUCCAGUUCCCAAGGAGAUACUCCUGAGUGCAACAGGUACCGUUAGUACAACCCUGAGCAGUAUAAGAUAGGCUGGGAUAGAGAAAGCACUGGACCCAGAGUCAGUAUCCUGGGUUCUCAGCCCUGCUCUGCCUCUGAUCACACAUGCAGUUUAGGGCAUCUGUGAAACAGGAAAAGGUGGUAGGGGGUUGGAUUGAAUGGUCUUAGAGAACAUUUCUAGCUCUGAUCUUCUUUGAUGUUCUCUGAGUUUAUGAAUUAGAGAUAGGGAACAAAAAAUAGUGGACCCACUGACCAACAUUUGUAUCUCUUGGAGUGUCAUUCCUAAUGUACAUAUGAAGCACUGCCAGGCUCCCGAGUCUGGGUCUGUCUGGCCUGUUUAGAGCACAGUCCUGAUAGAACGCCAGUCCCCAAGCUGCAUCUUGGAGGAAGAAGGACACUUCCUCAAAGGUGGGAGUGGAACAGCAGGAAUUGUGAUUCGUGUGGUGAAAUCCUUCUCCUCUCCCUUUCGAGGCCUGGUAAGGACAGCGUCUUUUUGCUGUGGGGCAGAAACCAAUGGUUGGUUUGUCCGCUGGGUCUGCAGUUCAUAGAGGUCUGGUUUCUUGCCCCCUUCAUGGUGAUGGAACUCCUCAACAACCGCGACCCCUGAUCAGCUGGGUGCCGGGCACUGGCCCCGGCUCAGGGUGGAAGUGGAGGUGGCUUUUCCAGAGGAGGAGAGGACAGUUCCGCCUGUGGGUUCUACCGACGGCAUGUGCAGGUCAGAUUUUUCUCUCAGUGGGGUGGGGUGUUCGUUAGUCUGAGGGUGGUGUUUCCGUUUAUUCUAUGUGUACAUACAUUUUUCUGGCACUUGCCUAGUCUCUAAGGGGACCAUAUUCCUGAUCAACUAGCGGGUGCAGAAGUGGCUCAUGGCAGAGAAACCUUUACCUCUGGGCUGGAACAACCUGGGGUUGGUGGCUGGAUAGGCCUUUUUGAGUGUGGCAAAUUGGAUUAGAACCCAAGGGUUGCAGAAUGCCUUCCAUCUGAGGCCAGCUGGGAUAUACCAGGAUUUAGUCUAAGCUAAUGUAGAAAAAGAAUUUCACAAAAGAACACACUCCAUUUCCCUUUAUUCUUUUGAGGGUCAUUAAUUUGUUCACGUACCAAACACUGCUUCCACUCUGUGCAAGCUAGGCUUCAUGUCAGUAACACUAAAAUGUUUUCACACCUGGAGGAUCCCGGUUCUAAUACAUAACAGAAUUAAGUAAUGAAUCUAGAAAGAACCGUGGGCUGCAGACGGGGGGUGGAUACUUCCACUGAGGGAGUUUGGUGACUCCAUGAAGUAGGUGACGGUUUGAGCCAAGUCCUGGAAGAUGUUUGGCAGCUAGAACCAUAUUUUGCAUAUUCAAGAAUUCAAAUCUGCCUAGAUUCAGCAGGAGAGAAGGAGAAAUGAAAUGGUCCACAUGCAUUCUGGAGUUUCAGAGAGGCCUUUUCAGGACACCUGCCCCCAGUGCAAAAGGUCUAAGUCCCCACUGCACCCAGGCUCAUUAGCUAUACCCUGCAGUGCAGUGGCAGGCCAAGGCCUUCCACAUGGACAGUGGCAGGUGGGGCAUUUGGCCACUCGUUUGCAAAAAUACCUCAAUCCUGUGACUUCUGGUUUUGACAGGACCACUUUUAGGGCUGUUGCACAUCUCUACUUCAUUCAUUGAGAUGCCACUUGCCUGGGUCCCUCCGCCAUGCCCCAGUACCAGGUAUGGGGGCUGUUGUGACCCAGAGGCAGUGGAGUGCCACACUGCACAGCACAAACCUCAACACCGAUCCUUGUCCCCUUGCCAGAGGCACCGGGACGUGUAUUGAUCAUACACUAGGUGGCAGCACUGUGGCUAUGACGCCACCAGCAGUUCCCCAAGGUGAAGAGCUAAGGAUAAACCUGAAGACUUGCUUGAUUCUGGCCAAGAUGCUUGCUCUGAACUUCCUCUCCAAGGACUGCAGUCCUCAGCCUUUAAGAGACCACACACCUUGUCUGCUUACGUGUGUAACCCCCAUUCGGGUUCACAGGUCCUGCCACUACUGAACCUGUGUGAUGUUAAGAGGGUCAGAGAGGAGUAUAGGACAAGGGCCCUCUGGCACUAAUGUGCUCUGAUUCUCACUGAAGGAGCUGCUGUUUAGUCUCUGCAAAGAACUGAGCAACCUGGGGCCAAGGUAGUCUGAAUUGGGACUGGGAAGGGAGGAACAGUACUCUGAUACAGUGAAAGACCUUAGCCCGUUUAGACUUAACUAUGUGCCUCUUCUUCCCUGCUGACAGUAUGCCCCUUAGACACCUCUGAACUACAUACAAGAUAUACCCAUGCCAAGGAUUUAACCUUGAGCCUAGGCUACCUCCUGUCUGGAACUGUAUGGUUGGCAGGGAACUAACAUUGAGUGCCUACUGUGUUUCUGACCUAUUUGACAUUUAAGUGCCUACUGUGUGCUGUGCACUAUGUUAAAAAAACAAAACAAAACAAAAAAACCUGUUGCCAUCGGGUCGAUUCCAACUCAUAGUGACCCUAUAGGACAGAGUAGAACUGCCCCAUAGGGUUUCCUAGGAACGGCUAGUGGAUUAGAACUGCUGACCUUUUGGUUAGCAGCUGCGUUUUUAACCACUGUGCUACCAGGGCCCUGGUGCUAUGUUAGGCCCCUGCACAUACAUUCAUUUCUCCUCAGUGUAGGUGUGAUACAGUGAGAACAGUGCAGGAUUCAGUAUGUAAGUUCUGGGUUCAGAUCCCACUCUUACUUAUUAGCUGGGCGUUCUCGGGCAAGUUCAUCUUUCUUUCAGUGUCUCAGUGCCUUCAUCUGUAAAAUGGAGUUCUGUCAUCUAUGUGGGGACACACACAACCCAGGGAGGGGGUUUUGUGGGUUACUUACAUAAGGAAAUACUUGUAAAGCUUCCAGCAUGGUACCUGGAGUAUAGUCGAUGCUGAGGAACUGGUAUUUCUUUUCAGUAAUUCUGUGAGGUGGGGGUAUUAUUCCUGUUUUACCGGGAUCUCUGUGACAGGAAGUGAGAAUCUUGAAAAGGUAACUGUUAUCCUGGACAGGAGGUGUGGAAGGCGGUGGCUGUACAGCACAAAAGGAUCUUUUGGGAAAGCAGGGAUGGGGUGAGCAGGGGGAAGGCGAGGGAGGAGGGGAGGAGAGGCUAAGCAGCAUUUGGGAUUCAGAGGCUCAAGGGAGCAGGAAUGAGCUACUAUCCCUCAUGCUCCUAGGCCUGCUGGCACAGACAUAAAAUAACCCUAAACUGCCGUGAAUGGCUGUCAGUAAUGGCCAGACCCCAGGGCCUGGUGGACAGUCUCACAACACAGUGCAAGUUCAGCCUCUACUUCCCUUACAGCCCCAAAGGGAUGGGUGCAGAGACAGCUCUGUCCUGCAAUUAGGGGCUUGGCCUUGGCUGUUGAGAAGGGAAACCACGGUCAUCAGCUGUGAGGUAAAGAAAAAUGGCUGUGGUCACAGUCAUGUGACCACAAGGGGGAGAGCUGUACCCUCCUUGUGGGUUGAGAACAAAGGACAUAGAAUCCAGGGAGGCCCAGGGAGAUGAAUUGACUUGUCCAAGGUCUCAAAGUGAGUUAGGCCUGAGUCAGAGCCAAGCGAAGGAAGGAACCAGUUUCGUAGCUCAAGGAAGGCGAGGUAUAAACCAAGGAGCUCGGGAGACACGAAGAAUACGUUUGCUAGACCUCAAAAAACAAGAAAACCCGCAGGCCCAAGGCAAGUGGAUUCAUUACAACGAAUUCAAAGCACAAACGCUAAUCUGUACAAGAUUACAGAGCACAGAUUUGCUCAGUGUUGUUUUAAGAGAACAUAAUACACAAAGCUGUGCUCAUUCCCUCAGAAAAUGUUUUCCUGAGCAGUAUGAAUAACUUAGGAAUUAGAAUCCACUCAUUUUUCCUUUCAACAGCACCAUUUUUAACCAUCAUAAAUCACAGGCAUGUCCGCUCCUCCCAGAGGAAAAGAGAGUCCCCAGGAGGCUCACAGGCCUGGGCAGGCAAGGCCCCACUGAAGAGUGGAGGAGAAAACCCGUUUGCCUGGGAUCAGGUCUGUUAAUCAGCACUGUGUUCUGAUAAUGGACCACUGGAUGCAGAAAUGGCUAAAAACCAAGCUUCAAAACAAAACAAAAACACGCUAAUCCUGAAAUAUAUUUGAAGUUUUUGGAUUUUUUUUUAAAGAUAAAAAUGUUUAGGGUUAUUAUAAAUCAAUAUUUAUAAACAAGUAAGAGCGUAUUUAAAAUAGGUUUACCUGAUUAAAUGUGUUUUGGGUAUGUGUAUUUUUUAUAGCUGUGGAAAUUGUAAUUGUGCUGUAGGCUUUUCUGGGGGUCCCCUUUCCCCACAGCCUCCGUUCCUAGGACACACAACUAAAAAGAGGAAGGAGCCUGAGCAGGACAGAUUGCUGCAGUUUGUGUGAGGGUGCCCAUACCAAAGCCAACUGGGCUCAUUCAUCCACGUUUUUCAUAAAUUUCCCCUGGCAGUUAGAUGCACGGAAUACUGGUAAAUGACCCACCUCUUAUUAUGACCAAGAUACACAGAACACUCUCAACCCGAAGUUUUUAAAAAGAGGUUUAAUGAACAUCGGUGCCCCCCACAUACAAAUACCUAAUCCAUAAUCAAAGAGGGUGGGUGGCAGAUGAUCAUUGAGCCGCAAAACCCACCCCUUUACGUGACACCCACCUGUCAGCACUGAUGUUGUAUUUUGUUCUGAGAGGGUAGGUGAGCUCUAGGGUCCAGUCGCCUGACUUUCCAGGGUCCCCCGCACCCCACAUUCGCUGAAUCUUGUUAGCUCUGCCUCUGUAGAGUAUCUUCUCUUUGCUGCCUCCCUGACUGCCGGUCUGGCCUGCCUUGCUCCUGAGUUAUAUGUAACAUCAAAGUGGCAAAAUCUCUAAAUACAGAGGGCCUAAUUCCUUUGACAAAUACCAUUUUGGUUUUCUUCUGUUGCUUUUCCUGCCAAAGAGUUACUCUUUGACUGCGCAGCGUGCUCCAGUAGCCUCUGCCCUUUCAGUUCUCCAACACCUCCUCUACCAUGUCUGUACAAGUUACUGUUCUCUAACAGUGGGGGAAAAAACGUCCUUAUAUGCUUAGUCUUUUCUCUGUAAAGCCCUUCAACCUCCAUGGUUACAUGCGGUCCUAAUACAGCCCCAGUAACAUAUGUAGACACAUAUGAAUACCCAUAUACUAAAGAGGCGGAAAUAGAAGCCCAGAGAAGUCAGUAAGCUUGACCAGGUCACAUAACUAAUUGGAAACCAGAAGCUAAGAUUCCUGAACCUUCCGGAAAUCAUGAAGUUGCCUUGUUUGGCUAAAGCUUUUAUUCCUUUUUCACUUUUGACAAUUUCCCACUUUACCUAGUAUGGAUACAUAUGUGCUCUUGUCCAGGCUUCUUCUUCUUUUUAGGUGCCCUCAAGUUGGUUCUCACAGCGACCCUAUGUACAACAGAAUGAAACACUGCCUGAUCCUGCACCAUCCUCACAACGGUUGCUAGGUUUGAGCCCAUUGUUGCAGCCACUGGGUCAAUCCAUCUUGUUGAGGGUCUUCCUCUUUUUCAUUGAUCCUCCACCUUACCAAGCAUGAUGUCUUUCUCCAGGGAAUGAUCCCUUCUGACAUGUCCCAAGUACACGAGACAAAGUCUCACCAUUCUCACUGCCAAGGAGCACUCUGCCUGUACUUCAUCCAGGACAGACUUGUUUGCUCUUCCGGCAGUCCAUGGUAUAUUCAAUAUUUUUUGCCAACCCCAUAAUUCAAAGGCAUCAAUCAACUCUUCUUCAGUCUUCCUUAUUCACUGUCCAGCGUCCACAUGCAUAUGAGGCAACUGAAGAUACCAUGGACAGGCGCACCUUAAUCCUCAAAGUGACAUCUUUGCUUUUCAACACUUAAAAGAGGUCUUUUGCAACAGAUUUGCCCAAUGCAAUAUGCCAUUUGAUUUCUUGACUGCUGCUUCCAUGGAUGUUGAUUGUGGAUUCAAGGAAAAUGAAAUCCUUGACAAUUUCAUUCUCUUCUCUGUUUAUCAUGAUGCUUAUUGGUCCAGUUGUGAGAAUUUUUGUUUUCUUCAUGUUGAGGUGCUACUACUACUGGAGGCUGUGGUCUUUGAUCUUCAACAGUAACUACUUCAAGUCCUCUUCACUUAGAGCAAGCAAGGUCGUGUCAUCUGCGUAACACAGAAGAGGAGCUCAUGGCUGGUGCUGCUGAUGGUAGAUGAGGGAUGACUGUGACAACACCAACAUUUUCUUUUCUUGUUGUCAGUUUUAUCAUUUCGGCAGCGCUCGGUGGCUGUCUCGAAAUUAGUUCAAUGAUCAGUCCAAGCAUGUAAUUUCUUCUCCAUUUGCUUGCUAGCCAGGAGGAAGGAAGAAGACAGUUACUGGCUGGAGUACAGCCCAAAGGGAAGUUGCUGGGGUAGCUGCUGUCAUUAAAAAGUGAGACAUUUCCCAAGAGUUCCUUGAGUGGAAACUCAAAAACAUUCCUCUGGUUACAAAGGCCACUCUUAAAGAAUGAAGAAUUGAUGUGCCAUCCCAGAAACUUUGUUAUAGCAAAUAAGUGUGUGUUUAGAAGACAAGAGAAGAGAAGAGCCAAGACUACCUUUGAAAUCAUCCUUUUGGACCACUAAAAACUGACACACAAAUUUGCUGUGCCUGGUUUCGGCCUCUAAAGUACUCUUAGUCAUCUAGUGCUGCUAUAACAGAAAUACCACAAGUCGAUGGUUUUAACAAAGACAAGUUUAUUUUCUCACAGUAAAGUAGGCUAAAGGUCCAAAUUCAGGGUGUCAGCUCCAGGUGAAGGCUUUCUCUGUCUGCUCUGGAGGAAGGUCCUUCUUGUCAAUCUUCCCCUGGACUAAGAGUUUCUCUGCGCAGGAACCCCAAGUCUAAAAGACACACUCUGCUCUUGGUGCUUUUUUCUUGGUGGUAUGAGUUCCCCAACUCUCUGCUUGCUUCCCUUUCCUUUUUAUGUCUUGAGAGAUAAAAGGUGGUGCAGGCCACACCCUAGGGAAACUACAUUAAAUCAGGGAUGUGACCUGGGUAAAGGUGGUGUUACAAUCCCACUGUAAUCCUUUUGACAUAAAAUUACAAUCACAAAAUGGAGGACAACCACAGAAUACUGGGAAUCAUGGCCUAACCAAGUUGAUACACACAUUUUUGGGGACAUAAUUCAAUCCAUGACAGGUACCAAGAGGCAGCAAGGCAGGUCUGGCUUCUGAAGGCAGCUUUGGACAUUGGGAAAGUAGCAUAGAGAAGCCAUGGAUAUGUAGUAAGCUCACUUGGAUGAGAAGAGGAGGAGAGGAACUGGAAAUGACAUAGAUAAUAAUUUGGUGUGAAGACAAGAUUUUAUUUAUUUUGCAAAUGGACUGAAGAGAUGUUAGCAUGUGUACAGACUAAGGGAAUGACACCAGCAAAAUGAGUAUUUAGGAGGGAAGGGAGGAUGACAGGUGGGCUAGGCAUACAAGAACAGUUUCAGGUCAUAACCUAAAAGACAGAGGUUUGGGUAUGGAUGGCUGAAGUUGAAUGGAGGAGAACAUCAGAGUUGCAGAAGAUCAGGAAUUAGAAGAAUUGACAGUCAAAGCUUUGAGCUGAAAUCUAGACAGUGGAGAGAGGAGGACCAGAAGACAGAAGCCUUCAGAAGCAGCCUGUGCUGUGUGUAGUACGUGAGCUCUCUGUGCUAUUCUCAGUGAUUUAUUUAUGCUUGAAGCCUGACUCCUGUACUUGUGUAAUGAGGUACCACUAAAUCAUGAAGAGACGAUGACUGUAGGUAAAAACGGAGCACUUGGGAAGAAGAAAUGAAAAAAGCCUUUCUAUGUGAUCCUAUCAGAAGUCAAACUGGAAAAGGUUAAUAAAUCUAGACAGCAGGGAAGGUCUGUCCUCUUUUGUCACAGAGCAAAUUGGAAAAACAUGGAUCAAAGUAGCAAGGUGAUAAAGCUAGGCAUUAAAUAAAAAGUCAAAUUCAGGGUAUCGUAAAACAACCAACUUCUUUAAUUAGAAAGCAACAAACAUGCAAAUGGCAAGUAUAGAAAUUUAUUUGAACCAACAUUUUCACUAUAAUGAAAAUUACUCUUCAACACUGAUCCAAGCUCCCACGUCUGACAGUCAGGGAAAAUAUUGCACUUUGCACUGUCUAGCACUCCUCAUCCAUGGCAAACGUUUUUAAAACAUUUUGCUAAUUUUGUUUUACACACACUCCCAAAUUCAUGCACACAAUUGUUCCAAACCAAAGUUAGGUUAUCCCAUAAAAAGGGAAAAACUCCAAAAAACCCAAACCCUUAAAAUUGCACUAAAGCUCUGUAAAGAAAAAAUGUAAUAAACGUCUUCUACGAGUCCCAGCACAGCUGAGUGCUUGCCAACAAGAGCCGGUUACUCUUCGUCCUCAUUUCCGUUCUCCUGGCUGGAGCCUUCUGAUCUGUCAUCCUCCCGCCGGUCUGGGAACAGAGACACGGUGAUCACCCAGGGCAGCGAGUGCUUUUAGUGUCACAGUUACAAUUAAUUUCCAAUGCUUUUUAUUUAAAACUGAUUUAAGUGUAUACAAUACAUCAUUAUGUAAAAAUCGUCUCACCACUGUGUGGCAGACAUGUUAUUUUUUGUCUCUUGUUAGUUGCUGUCAGGUUGGCCCCCAACUCACAGUGACCCCAAGAAUGUAAGAAACACUGCAUUAUUAACCUUAAAUAUGCACAUAAUUCUAAUACAUAUUCAGUAAAGUAAUAAUAAUGAAAACAAAAAACCCUGAAGAUCUUGAUAUGUUGUUUUCAAACGGUGUUCCUUGACGUCUAGAUCUAAGGUGUGUCAGGUGCCACUGAGGGGGAAGCUGCGUGAGAGAGAUUCUGGUGUCCACCCUUCAGGGUCUGUGUAAUUCUGUUUGUAAAAAGAUGUAAAUUAAAUACCUAACACAUUCCAGGCACUGUGCUAACAACGGAGGAUACAAUGGCAAUCAAAAUAAACAUCUGUGGUCUCUGCCCUGAAGGAGCUUAUCUAGA